Parus major (Great Tit) is the source of this 8295-nucleotide messenger RNA. It is a transcript of the gene VGLL1, whose product is annotated as vestigial like family member 1. Gene Ontology annotation, biological process: regulation of transcription by RNA polymerase II. The coding region runs from base 1317 to 2027 and encodes 236 amino acids. NCBI's taxonomy places the organism in Eukaryota, Metazoa, Chordata, Aves, Passeriformes, Paridae. The record is from RefSeq and is a predicted model, not a curated record. Gene Ontology annotation, cellular component: nucleus. The transcript has 5 exons.
UUGAUAAGGACAAGUAGAAUUUUAAUUUUUAUUCUCAAAGCUUUGACACUUUGAAUGCUUCAAAAGCACUGGAAAUUAUUCAAUUCCUGUACUGAAGAAUAGGGAUUAUAAUCCCAUUUUACCCUGUAGUUCUUUCUAGGAGUUUUAAAUUGAUGCCACCUUAACCUGAGGAGAGCUUUAACUGUCAGCCUGAGAGGAAGAUCUCAAAUAAGGUCUUGAAAAGCUUUAGAAGAGCAAAUGUCUGCCAUAUGAGUCAGUUUAGAAAAGGGAGUCAGAACGAUGGAGAUGUUGAGGGCUCUCGCCUUGCUGGUGGAAUGGAAUCCAGUCUGUCUCACCAUCAAAAUCUUUUACGCAAAUAGUGUGUCAAUAAAAGAUUAAGCACCGUCAUGGGAAUUCUCCCAGCCUGGUAGUUAAGUUGUUCUGGGAAGGGCAGCGGGUGGAUUCAUAUGUAUUUAGGCAGAGGGAAUUGGAUUGUGCUCUCCAGCUUUCUGGGUGAGUAACCAAACUCCAAAGCUCUACAAAAUACAUAAUGUCACCAGUUUGGUGACUAGUUCCCCAGUGUGUUUUUUCCAGCUGAGACUGGCAAGUUUGACCCUGUUUCAGCAUUUCUGGAAUGACUAAUUUUUUUAAUUUUGGUAAACUUGCUACAAAAAAAACCCCAAACUUUCCUGCUUACAGCCCUUACAGAACAAGAUUUUUUUUUUUUUCUCUCUAUAGUUAUUAAAACAGAUCCAGCAAAGAAAAGUGAGAAAAUUGAUUAUCCAGUUUAUCUGGGUUGGAAGGUUGGAAACAGGUCAUCUUUUUUCAAAGGUGUUUUGUAGUUACCAACUUCAGAGUGAAUAUUCUGUAACAUGGCAUAGGAAAAGUCCUUUAUCAUUCUGGGCAAGUUUGGUUCUCUGCCAUAACUUAGAAUACUCUAAACUUUUCCAAGGUCCACAGUGUUGUCUUUUUUGUGUACACAUGGUCGUAAAAAAAACAAACAACAAAAAUGAACCAAACAAACCUAAACCUACUUACAAUCCUAUUUUCCUCAUUCCUGAAAUCUCCUAACCUGGCUGACUUGUUGGAGUGCAUUUCAUGCAUUCUUAGCCGAUAGGUUGAAGGAAACGCCUCAUUCUUUGCAGCUGGAGGCUAGAAAGUGUGGGGAGUUCAUGAACGUGGCUUGUCUUCUGCUGCAGUCGCUGCAGUGCACUCAGAGCUGGCUGGGCCCAGGAAGGAUCCCGACCUGCUGGACACAAAAUGGGUGUCCCACAUCCAGAAAAUUUGACUGAUGUGAUGCUGCUGACAGUGAGUUAAGGGACUGUUGGCCAUUAAAAAUGGAGGAAGAAACAAGGAAGCUUUCCCCAAAGCUGAGUAAAAGGAAAGAGCCUGUGAAAACAGAAUGGGGAUCUCAGAGCGUGGUGUUCACCUAUUUCCAAGGGGACAUUAACAGCAUGGUAGAUGAACACUUUUCUAGAGCUCUCAGCAAUGCCAGGAGCCCCCAAGACCUGAGCACAAAGCACAAGGUAGACAGCAUGUCUCCCCAUCAGUGGAAUUUCUCUUCACACUGCUGCAAAUCAUAUCCAUCAUCUUCUUCAACAAGCAUGGCAAAUUCUGCUCUGAAUUGUUCUGCUGCUGGCGUGGUAGGCCAGUGCCAGCCAUCAUCUCUGUGUAGUCGUCCAGCUCAACCUGCAGAUUUAUGGCCCUUCCUUCCAAUUGGGACUCCCAGUGUAACCAGUUCAGUGUAUCCUCACACCCUCCCUGACCUGCAUGCAGCUGAUGAGCUGAUCUCUGACAGGAAAUACAGUUCUCUUCUUGGCCUUCUGCAACAGGAAAGGUGCUUAACAUCCAUGCAAGAAUGCACCAUGAAGCAACAUUCAAGUUCUGCUUGUAUGACUGGACCUGCAACGUUACAAAAUAUGAGUCAAAGUUCAGCUCCUGAGGGAGAGAGGAAAGCAAACUCUUACCAAGGCUCAGAAAAUCCCAGUGUAAGCCAUGCCACUCCAGGUAUUCAGCUUCAUGACAGAAGACAAAAUUUGUACUUCUAGCACCUGAAUGUUUCCACUUUGUUCUGAAAGAGCAAGUUAUUUCAGUGAACAUUUUAUUAUUUGCAACUGUGAAUCAAGAAGAAACCAACUGCAGCUAAUCCCAUGUUUUUUCACUCAGCCGGAGGAAUACGUGUACUAUUUACUGUUUGGGGAAUGGCAAAAUAACCCUUUUCUAUACAGUAAAUAAUUUCUAAUGUUUUUGCUGUUAAUUUGGAAGUAUGUUUGUUGUGGCGAUAUAUUGUUUAUUUAAGGCUUUACAUGUAGCCCUCUGGAAAGGACUCCUGCACUUUUUAAUUUUUGUGUUUAUUAAUUUACCACCUCCUGAUAAGAAGCACAAUUCUUAUCAAUACAGCUGAUAACCUGUAAGUACAGGGACGCAGUUAGCAUAAAUUCAGUGCUGCAGCUUCGUAGCUUGAUUUGAUACCUCCAUGUUGCUUAAAAUAGUCUUAGGCCGCUGGCAAGAGACUUCAACCACAGGUCAGCAAAGCACAUUAUUGUAUUUAUGUUUCAAAAGUGCAACAAUUUGUGACCAUACUUGCAAUUCCUAGGAAUACUCUUCAGAAGUUUGUUAUAUACCUAUGCCUGAAGGCUCUGUUUUGCCUUCUCACCAAUAUAUAAUCAUCCUCUAGAAAGCUGUGAAUUCACAUUAGCUCUGAGAGGGAACCUAGAUUCUCAUUGGGUGCAAUUAAACUACCAUUCAGCAAAAAGCUACAGGUAGGAGUGUUCUAUUUUCCCAGCCUCUCUGCAGGUGUAAAAGAUUCUUUUUCUAAAUAAGCUCUGGGUUUACUUCUUCCUUCUCCACUGGUUAUACAUUAAUAUAAUAUGAUAUAAUGUAAUGGAGUAUGAUUAUCUUUUUGUGACACUCUAUGCUGUUCCUGAAGGCAAUUUGACCCCUGAGAUCUCAGAGCUUGUGAUUUUAUACAACAAAUCCUGAGCUAGUAUAAAUGUUUGUGACAGUUGCACCAGAUAGCUCUGCUGCCACUGCUCCACUUAUAACGCCUUGUGUAAUUUAGUAAAUAAUAUGAGCUUAGCAAAAUCGACUGUUUGUGGUACUAAUAUAGAAACUGAGAUUUUGGAAGUUCUUUUUUAAAUUUUACAAGUUUGCUCUAGCAGUUACAUGUUCUACAUCAAUCUGAGAUCACAAGGGGAACUGUUUUAACUAAAUGAAUAAAAGAUACACUAAUGUCCUGUCUCCUUAUAGAUGAGCACUUAAAAUGACCCCACUCUUCUUCAAGAUCUCUACAAAAAUCCCUUUCUUCUCUUCUGAGAUUAAGAAUACUUCUCCAAGUAGUUUUCUUUUGUUAUACCAAGUCACUUAAUUCCCUGAUUUUUAAGGCUACAUGGCUACAUCCUCUGUGGGCCAAAGCAAAGAUUUCCAACCUGUACUCUGUACAGCUGCCUUACUGGCAUGUGCUAUAAUUCUAGUCAAUUAUAAUUCUAUUUCUUCAAAAUAUUGAAAUAUAUUUUUUCCUCCCUCUUCCAUCCCUUCCUCAGGAAAAUACUUAUAUAAUUUCUUUGCAAGGUCUGAGAAGAGUGUCUGUUUAAAUGCUCUUAAAUGCAGUGCUUCCUUGAACAAUUUGUUUUACAGCUGGGACUAGUCAAGAUAACUCAUUAAACCCUUGGUUCUGGUGAAUCAGCUAAGUGGGGUUGGACAUUGUAGGGGGGAAAAACCCUUGUUUUUAAAAGCAUGUCUCUUAUUGCAAUUUGCCUUUUAAUGAUUUAGUAUAAUAGAGUUUUAAACAUUUCACAGAAGUUCUCUACACCAGAUAGGCUUUUCUUUAUACAUGUGUAGGUUAAAACAGUAUAAAUAUACAUUACUCUAGAAUAUUUGUCUGGAGUGGAGUGUUUCUUGUUCUCCAGCCCAGGCUGUUGCUGUGUUCCUGUGCUGCCCUGCUGCUGUCAUGCUCCAGUGACUAUUUUCAUUCCCAUUCAGUGCAUACUCUCCUUGCUGGAAAGGACUUGGCAGCUGCGACGCUGCAUCCAGCAGCUGCCAUCUGGUACUUCCAGAUUCCUAUUUUCUGUCCCUCCUCUGAAUGCAGCAAUCCUGGAGCGUCUGGGAGAAGGGAUGCUGGAUGUUUCCCUUUUAACAGCCUCUGAUUCCCUGACUGCUAAUGGACCUCUGCAGAGACCAUUCUGAAGGAUAGACGGAUGCCAGGUGUUACAUCCCUCAAAGUGUUGAAAAAAGUAUGUGCAUGUGGCUCUUGGGGAUGUGAUUUAAUCAUGAACACAGUGAUGCUGGAUUUGUUAUCUGAGAGGUCUUUCCAAUUGUAAUGAUUUCAUGAUUUUUUUAUUAAUUUACUGACCCUGUGAGAAACCACUACUUGCCUUUAAUUGGGUAUCCUCUAGUUCAGGAAUACUUGUUUGCACAGAUGGCUUUUCUCCUGUCAUUUUCUGAUGGGCAGAUGAGAUGCCAACUACAUGAUUUAUGAGCUCUGGUCAGAGAUUAAUGUAUCUCUGAGAUGCAUGAGAUGUCAAGCACUGGAUAUUCCUGCCCUGUGUGGAGUCUGGGCCUUUUUUUACUUAGCUGCAGGGACUGGUGUGCAUUUUUUCCACCAUGUGUGUCCCAGAGUGCAGACACUUUGCUGGCAUUUUGCUCUGAUUCCUUACAUGAGCUGGCUCUGGUCCAGGUCCUCCUCUGAUGGUCAGAUAAACCUUGUGGGUGGUUGGGAGCAGCAGGCUGGCUUAGCUACUCCACCCCACUUUAGUCACUCAUUAGUAGUGUUAAAAAUAGUCCCAGACUGUGGUGACAAACAAGAGAGAUUCUUUUGCUAUGAAAGAAAAAAAAAAGUGUUAUAUGUAUUAAAAAAAAAAAACAAUCACAACAAAACAGGAAUGCUCAUCCCUUUCAAAGAAGGGAACACAAACUUUCAUUUCCUUUCAUUUUUGUUCAGGUGCCUAUUAAUUUGUCCCAUCCUGGGUGAACAAGGGAUACCUCAUAUACCCAUGUAGCACGUAGCCUUUGGUAAACACUCACCCAUCACCGGAAUUUUUGACUGUCUUGUGGUUUUUAAUCCCCUUUUCUGGCAGGCUUUACCAAGCCCAAGCAUGGCAAUACUGAUUCGGGGUAAAAGUGUUGUUGCACCACUUUGUUCUGUGUUCUGUUUUCCUGCAGUGUCUGAUUUAAAACAUUCAUGUUUUGGGCUUAGGGCCCUAUUCUACAUAGCUGCUGACCCACUGAGAGUUUCGUACUCCUCUGAGCUAGCACAUGUCUACACUUGGAGGAUUUCAGCAGAAACCUGGUGCAAACUGGUGGCUUUGGUGCCUUGGUAUCCGGAAGGGGUUUCAGUAUCACAGGCAGCAUCAGAGGGCUCUUUGUUACUGCUCUGACAAUAUUGCUGCACAAGCAGUUGCACUGUGGUCGUACCCUACAGGUCACAAUUUAUUUACUGUGGAGGUGCAAAAGUGGCUGCGAGGUGGGCAGGCAGCCGCUGGGCUCCCCGAGACAGCAGAGAGGAUGUUUUUAGGUGCCUGGAGCCCUAAUGGAGCUGGCUGAGUCAAUGUGAGCCAAUUCAGAUGCAAUGCUCCCCAGAACAGGGUCCAGCAGGAGUGCCCACGGGUCCCUGUGAGACACCAUGAAUCUGUCUGAACCCAGUGCCAGGAUUUCACUGCUGAUUCAUGCUGUCCUCCAGCCUAAUUUCUAGGUGGGGGUUAUGUUGGGUGCAGCAAAGCCCUCAGAAAAGUGGCUGCUUCCCUGACCUUCAUCCUCACCUCUGUAUCCCCAUCUCCGUCCCUUGCCCCACCUCAGGAUUUGUGUCUGACCACAGACGAUUGUCUUUUCUCCAUCUAUCUUUCUCCAAAAGGCUAAUGCUGGAAUCGGCACAGGCUUAUAAAACUUUUAUCAAGCAGCAUUUCAUUCUGGAAUGCAAUAGUAUUACAGCUCCUGCUUUUACAACCUUUCUACCUGAGAUAGGGAUAAAAUAACAGCUCUUUCCCAUACAAAAAUAAAGUUUCUGUGCUCAGAAUUAUAAAAAAAUUAAUUAACUCCAAGAUACUGUGUUUUCCCAGAGCGCAGUGUCACUUUAGAUAGAAAAACAAAUUGCGUGGAUGGAAGGAAACUGAAUGUACUGAACACCCCAAAGGCAUCUCUGGUGACUGAGAACAGCCUAAAAUAAUUCUGUACUAGCUGUCUGUUGGACACUGUUACCCUGAGCCUGGAGCGCAGUGCAGAAGCACCCAUGCUUCAAGGGCUCCAUGUGAACAGCCCAAACAUCAUCAACUCUCAAGCAUGUGCUGAAUAAAUGAUACAUAAGAGAAGGUGCCAUGUGCAGCUCCCCAGCCAAGGAACAAUGUGUACAGUCUGGGUGCCAUGCUCAGCCCACUCCAGUGGAAAGCCCAUCAGCUAAUUAAAAGUGAUGGGCAAUAAGGAAAGUCCUCCAGCUGGACUUUUUGAUGCAUAAAGUUGUUUGGUUUUUCUUUUCUAAGGCAGACUAAGUAGAUUCUAAGGAAAACUGCCUGGCUUUAGUCAAAGCUGUCACAUAACCAAGACAUUUAAGGCACACGACACUGUCACAGUUCCACCCCACACUGUUUGUUGGUGUUGGAUUUGUGCCACAUUUUAAGAUUAGCAUGAAAGCACUCUUUUUUUCCCUCCAUUCCAAGGGUGCACUAGUGACUGCUGACUGUAAGUGUGCAAAGAGCAGUCAAGCAUUAUUUUUCUUGCAAAUGAUAAAGGGACUUUGCUAGAAAAAGAGCAUUAAGAACUGUGCCACUUUUGGGUGCCCAACAGCCUAAGUUCGUUGUGUAGCACAAAGGUGAGUGAUUUACUCUGAGUAAAACAGCAGGGGCAGGAGAGGCUGGGCCUAUUUCCACUCUGCUCCAUGCAGGAUUUAAGGACCCUCUUGCUGACAUCUACAUUUGCAAACAGAGCAUGAAAUGAUUGCCCAACACCUGACCUGGAUGAUUUGGACUGUUUUUCUUGGUUUGUUCAAAUCUGUAGGACCAGGAUCAUGGUUGCACUACUGUUUCCUGCACAAAAAAUUAUUGCAGAGGAUUUGGUUUAUUAGAUGGAUGUAAGGCACAAAAUCCACAUGUAUCACCUCUAAGGUGGUGCAUUGAACAGAGUUGCUCAGUGGGGCUCCUUUCCCCCUCCCAAGCCAGGGAUGAGCUGCUGAUAGAGCAUGAGUCAGGACAGGGCCAGAGGAUGAGCUGGAUCUGAUGAGGAGGCUUCCAGGUCUGCCCUUCAAAACAUGCUAUUGUGGAGCUCAUCUUGCAGGAACACCCAUGGGAUGGUGGAACAGUGGGGAAGAUCAGGAGGCAGAGUCACAGUGGAGCUCACAGACAUGGGCAGACAAGUCAGGCAUGUGCUUCAUCCCUGCAAGGCGUCCUGGGCAGCAUUCUCCUGGCACGGGCACAAGCAAGAACCCCCCUGCCUGCACAGAAAUCUGUUGUCUGCCCACAGGCUGUGUAGAGGCAUCCCAAAAAGCAGUUGCGUUUGUUUUUUUUUUCUUGCUUCACAGGAAAGCAGCCUGAAAAUACUGUUGAGAAAUGACAGUUUGGGGAGCAGUUCUGGAAUGGUCCUGCAGGGUGCUGAUGCUGCAGCAGGCUGCCAGGCUGCUCUGAUUCUCGGCGGUUUUCCCACAUUGACAGGCUGCAGGGCACAAAACAACCGUGUAACAGUGACUAAUGAGAACGGCUGCCUGUCUCUAUGAAGAAACUUGGGAAGGGAGGGGUUUCAGGGAAAUGAGAGCCUUCUCUAUUGCUCCUUCUUGUCUGGGAAAAAUGCUUUCUAUGACUUUGCAAACUGGGGAGCAUGACAGCCAGAUUUAUACCCCUGUGCAAAUCCACCCCCUGAUCUCUCAUACGCACAGCUGCAGCAGGCACAAAAAUCUGCUUGAAUGAAAAGACUGAAAAGCCCAGGAUUUCCUGGCCCGAUUCUCUCUUUUACGCUUAUGAAGGCAGACACAGGCUCCCUCAGAUGCAGCAGAGCAUCAGGAGCUGCAGCUGUGGCAGUCCUGCCCACGCCUCGGACUCUGUUUAUGUCAAUAAAAGCAAGAAUGUUGCACAUCUUUGUAGGCACAACCAAAGGAAGAAAUUAGUGUCUCUAGUCUCUCUGGCUCAGUUUGUACAGUUCUGGGAUUAUGUUCAUCUUUUUUAGCAAUCUUGAAAGGAGGGAGAGAAAUCUGUAAUUAAAUCAAUACAUAUGUAAAGGAGUAUCUGCCACAGAACCAGUUUUACUUCUUUGUGUUAAACACAUUUCUGUUGACGCAUUAUUUGUGACAUAUUCUUUGUAUAUAAGGGUGUCAUUAAAUUGGAUUUUGGCUUAAUUUAA